Messenger RNA from Linepithema humile (Argentine ant), 915 nucleotides. Lineage: Eukaryota; Metazoa; Arthropoda; Insecta; Hymenoptera; Formicidae. The record is from RefSeq and is a predicted model, not a curated record.
AUGAGUACGCUCAGUCCGGUGAUUAAAAUCGGCCUUCACAUUUUCGGCGUUUGGCCGUACUUACCGUCUACUAUACUAUUUAGAUCGUAUUGGAUCGUGAUGCUGAGUACGGCUCAAGUCUUUCAGUACCGAUACGUACUCGUAAAUAUCGGUAUGGACGAUUUUUCUCAGUUCAUGGACGGAGUGAGUAGCGCAAUGGCGUCUUCUCUGCUUUACAUCAAACUCGUUAUUUUGUGGGUUAAUCAACGAAUAUUCUUUGAUCUAUUGCAAAUAAUGGAUGCGGACUGGCGAGACUACACCUCGAACGGUUCGCGCAUAAUGAAGAGCUCAGCAGACCUUGCACAUCGCGCCUCAAGGUGGAUCGUCGGCCUCCAAAUAGGCUCUGUAACUUUCUACAGUCUCGGCGUCCUCGCCGCUAAUGUAAAUGAUCCCGGGAAAAUAGAACCGUAUACACGAGAACUUAUUCUGAAGAUGGCAUUGCCAUUCAACAUUAGUACGGAAGCUAUUUACAUAGCGGUUCAAAGCGUUCAAUUUUAUCACUUGUUCUUAGUCGGCCUCGGCAUUACAAUUGUCAAUUCACUUCUCGUCACUCUGUCGAUCGGUGAACCCAAUGGCGCGGCAAUCAUGGUAAAGUCUCUAUUAUUCUACAUCACGAUGAACCUCGAGGCGUUCAUAUACUGUUUCUGCGGUGAAUAUUUGAGCGCCAAGAGCGAAAUGAUCGGACAUGCGGCGUACGAUUCCCUUUGGUAUGACUUUCCGGCUAAAGAGGGCCGAAUUAUGCUGCUCGUCAUUGUGAGGUCGCAAAAAAGAUUAAAAAUUACCAGCGGAAAAGUUGUGGACCUCUCUUUGGAACGUUUCACCAGCGUUGUGAAAGCAUCGGCGUCAUAUAUAUCAGUGCUAUUAGCAAUGCAGUAA